Molecule: messenger RNA, 968 nt
Organism: Poecilia latipinna (sailfin molly)
Lineage: Eukaryota; Metazoa; Chordata; Actinopteri; Cyprinodontiformes; Poeciliidae
Gene: kctd14
Product: potassium channel tetramerization domain containing 14
Exons: 4
Coding region: 87-812 (241 amino acids)
Biological process (GO): protein homooligomerization
Molecular function (GO): protein binding
Source: RefSeq, a predicted model, not a curated record
CUUAUGGUUGGAUCCGGGUUAGGCCACGCCCCCCAGCUGCUACCUGCUCCACUCCUCGGUCCCACCUGAACUUUCAGAGGACCAAGAUGAGUCUACCGGACUACAAAUCGACUGGUAAACAAUCUUCAUCUGCGCUAUCGCACUCCUCUGUGGUUCAGCUAAAUGUCGGGGGUCACCUGUUCAGCACCACACUGAGCACGCUCAGAAGACACCCAGACUCCAAGGUGGCGGAGCUGUUCGGCUCGCAGCCCAAAGUCAGUACCGACGCUCAGGGACGCCUCUUCAUCGACCGCGACGGUUCCCACUUUGGAGCCAUUCUGGAGUUCCUGAGGUCGGAGAAGCUGCCGACGGAAAACAUCCGGGAGGUGUAUACAGAGGCGGUCCACUACAACAUCAAGCCGCUGAUGAAACGUCUGGAGGAGACGCCUGAGCUGUUUGGGGAACUGGUGGGGAGACAGCAGUUCCUCUCCAGGGUCCCGCACUACAAAGAAAACAUCGAGGUUCUGAUCCGUAUUGCCAGAGCGGAGGCAGUGGCCGCGCGCCGCUCCACCAUCCUCAUCUGCGUCAUGCGGACGGAGGACGACCUGGGUUUCUAUGACAACGCCGUAAACAGCCUGGAGGCCGGAAAGGAGUCUGCGGUGACGUUCGGGCCGUGGAAGGCCGAGCCGUCCGUCAGAGACCUGCUGGACUGCGUGAAGAUGGACAUCGAGAGUCGCGGCUACAACGUUAGCAUCGAGGCUUACGUGCCCGAGCGCAGCUUCCUGUCCAAGAGCUACGACUUCUUCUACAAACUCACCUUCACCUGGUGGUGACGAAGCGCCCGCGGAGCUGUCUGUGGGUUCAAACUGAACGACUGCACUUUAUUGCUUAAUAUAUAAUGAGCUGCACCUUGUGGUUUUCUUACGGAAUAAUGUUCAAUCGAAAUAAAAUACACCGAUCUUUUUUUAAAGGGGACCUGUUAUGCAAAA